CCGGUGGAGUGGGUCGCUGGCCGUUGUUGGCAAACAGGGUUGAGCGGAGUGUCUCUUUUUGACUCGGCUUGACUCGUUUGAAUGGUGGGCCACCUCGUCCGUCGACGUCGGCGACCAACGUUGAACGGAGCACGGAGCCACUCGCAACCUCGGACCCUUCCUCCCCUGCCUCCCUCCCAUCAUCUAUUUAUCAAUCCAUUGCGCCUCGGUGAUAUCCCGCCACUAUCUAUGCUGAACAGAUCAGCCAGCUCAAAUGGGAGCUUCAGCAUUUGGGCUCAGCCUCCAAUGUUACAGCUUAUUGUCUCGAUCAUGAGGUCACCUUGAACAAGAGGCGGUCUUACUUUUCCUCACAUAGGCGGAUCUCGGUCGAGCAGAUGUCGAUGGAGGUGCCGAUGCUCACCCAAGACGAGUUCUUUCGUCACCUAGAAUUGCGAUCCGUCCACACGAUCAGUGUCAAGUUUCAUUAUCGCCAAGCUUUAAAAGAGCGACUCCGAGCCUCCACCAAGCAAGACACCCAAAAUGUGACCCAAAAGGUGGCACUUAAGGUGUCAAGGCCCAAAUUGUUGAAGGCGUGUCAUCGCAAUGGCUCCACCAUCCUAAGCCAAGGUAGCUCCAAGUGGGAUUCGCCCAAUGCCAGUCGUCGAUUUUUCAUGGGCGGAAGGGGUGGAACUUCGCAAUCCCAAUCAAGCUCAAACCUGGGCCUUCCCGCUCGUGAAGUGGGGAACGCCCCUGGCCCACCUACCAACGACCCCCUGACCUUGUUACUUCACGAUCCUAAUGUAUACCCCAUCCCCAGAGUCCAUUCAGAGAUCAAACAACGACUUUCUGGUGAUCGAGAACCAGAGCCUCGGAGCGGCAUCGUGAUGCGAAGAAAUCAUUUACGCACUCCGGAAAACCCGUCCACUACCACCCUAAACCAAUAUACGACGCGAAUUCGGAUACAACCGCCCACCCAGCCAAGCUCAUCGAACAUUCUGGUGGUUCCACCCGAGUUUGCGCAAGAGUUGGCCAAUCGUGGCGAAUCGUCUCGAAACUGUUCAAUAUUCAAGAACCAUUCUAUUUUACAGCCUCUCUGGUCCGUGAAUUCGCUGCUUUCUAUGGUCAAAUCCUCCAAGUCAGACCAAAAUAAAAAUCAGUCCGUGGAGAAGAGCCUUCCUCUCUCUGGCUUUGUCCCCAUCAGUCCGCAGCCUAUUCGCACGCCUCGACCAAGGCCCGCUCCAGUAUUCGAAUGCGAGAAAUGUCAGCUCAAGUUCCAUGCCCAUACCGACCUCAAUUUUCACGAGAAAAGCUGUCGCAAGUUCUGCCGAUUUUGCCGGGUCAAGCUAGGUCUAAAACGAUCUCAAAACACGUGUCGUGAAUGCUUGCUACGUCUCAAAAAACGGAAGAUCAUCCCCAUGAUUCUGGCUCAGAAGAAGAGUCUGGGGAGUCUCCCCAAGUGUGAUAUCUGUAGCAAAAUUUUCCUGAAGCGCACAGCCAUGAUCAAACACGUGGUGGCUCAUCAUGCGAGUGAGAUGCACAAGGUUGAUCUGGUAAAGUUCGUGUCAGACACUCGUGAUCAUUCGACUUUGGCUUGUCGGAGCUGAAAAGGACAACUCCUGUUUCGGGGUGGAGUCUCCAAUUCAUAAGAAUCACAGAUUACUUGAGAAAUUAACUCGAUUGUCAGCAACGGUAAACAUGAUACAGGAUGUGAGUGGAAUGAGCCGAGCCCGCCCAAGAAACUUAGCUGGACGUUUGACCGUGAAACUCACUUCCAAUUCCCUGACCUCCCAACACCGCCUUGGUGAGACGAAACGGCUGAAUGCCAUUUCCAAUCCCUCCUCGAAACGAUCGUCACAAUGAAGGAAUUAUUUACUAUGUCUCUUACAUAUUUAUUUAUAUAUAUAUAUAUUGUACACUCCUGGAUAUCCAUGUUAAACGGUGCUUGUUCGGCACGCGAAGAAUAGUUUUCAAAAUGCGGCCAA
Messenger RNA from Tigriopus californicus, 1961 nucleotides. RefSeq lists its product as uncharacterized. NCBI's taxonomy places the organism in Eukaryota, Metazoa, Arthropoda, Copepoda, Harpacticoida, Harpacticidae. The transcript is spliced from 2 exons. The record is from RefSeq and is a predicted model, not a curated record. Bases 375 to 1583 code for a protein of 402 amino acids.